This is a messenger RNA of Sphenostylis stenocarpa, 444 nucleotides long. The record is from the annotation of a GenBank genome assembly. Lineage: Eukaryota; Viridiplantae; Streptophyta; Magnoliopsida; Fabales; Fabaceae.
AUGGCAGAUGACGGUGUUGCCAACGACGGCGUUGAUGAUCAGUACGGUGAAAAAUCGGUGACGAAGAUUGCCGUGUUGCAACGCGAGCGCGAAAAAUUGAUGAGUGAGAACGCCGCGAGGAAGAAGGAGAUCAAGAAGCUGACGGCGGAGCUCGAUGGAUUGAGGAGCGACAACACGGUGACUAACGAGAAGAUCGAAGAAAUGCAGCGAGAGAUGGUGCAGUCUCGCGAGGCGGCGAAGGCGGUGGAGGUAAUCGCGGCGAGGGCGGCGGACCUGGAGACGGAGGUGGCGAGGCUACAACAUGAUAUGAUAUCGGAGAUGAGUGCGACGGAGGAUGCUAGGGCGGAUGCUACUGAAUUGAGGAAGGUUUUAGGAGAGAAGGAGUCUAGGCUUGACUCUCUGGAGAAAGAAUUGGAAACAUUGAAGAAGGUGAAGGCAGAGUAG